This is a messenger RNA of Salvelinus namaycush (lake trout), 1759 nucleotides long. RefSeq names its product BTB/POZ domain-containing protein KCTD12-like. Bases 862 to 1716 code for a protein of 284 amino acids. Gene Ontology annotation, molecular function: protein binding. NCBI's taxonomy places the organism in Eukaryota, Metazoa, Chordata, Actinopteri, Salmoniformes, Salmonidae. Gene Ontology annotation, biological process: protein homooligomerization; regulation of G protein-coupled receptor signaling pathway. The transcript has a single exon. The record is from RefSeq and is a predicted model, not a curated record.
GAGAAAACCUACCGACCGAACAAAAGACAGAGCCUCGUGGAAUCGUUCCAUCGGCGAUGGCACAGCUAGAGGUGUUUUUGUUCACGGCUCUAGCUCGCAUUUCGUCUGGGAAAUCUGCUUCCUUUAUUGGCUAAUCCUGAUCUGUACAUCAACCGACACCUCCAACUAUGGAUUGCACUGAAGUUCCACCUUGUGUGUUUCUGCGUCAAGACAAUAAGAAGUAAGAGGAAACCAUCACGGACGACUGUGGGUUAUUUUCCAUUCCGGACUGAUCCCCAUCUAUAGAGCGGGUCAUUGAGAAACGCAGAAGGGAACGGAUUUUUACCCGAAAUAGAUUUUGAUAGACAAUUUUGUUUCAAUUCUCGGCUGCGAUUUUCAGGAUAUUCCAUUGGUUGGCGUGUAAAGGGCAUGGACACAAUGUUUAUUAUCCACUGUCUACGCAAGUUAUGUUUUAGCUACCAUAAAUUAUCCCUGUAGUUAGAAUAUAUGUCUUCGUGCUCUCUAUUUUGCAAUUAACGGGCUGGGAUGAUAUAACUGCAGUUUAGAGGAUUGCUUUGCGCUGGUAGGAAUAGUGCACUGCUGUAGUUAAGCUCUUUUGAACAGAUAAAGGCCUAUCGGGAUAGACGCUACGCAGAUCACCUAUAGGCUUUCAGAAAUACCCUUUUGUUCAUUUUGACAACUAACCGAUAUAUAUAUAAAAAAAAUCAAUUGUAAUUCAUAUAAACGCAAGUAACCUAUUCUGAUCUGCAGUGUACAGUUGUAGGCUAUAAGGUGGAAUCAUCUACCCACUGCACUAGCAAGGUGACAGUAGAGUAGGGUUGCAGUGUGAGCGGAGUUCUCUGUGAAAGAAGGACAACAGCCAUGGCUCUGCCAGAUAACAGCCCCGGCAUUCCCGUAGCGGAGGAAGUCAUCUUCCCUGAGAUUGUAGAGCUGAACGUGGGCGGCCAGGUGUACAUCACCCGCUACUCAACCCUGAUCAGCGUACCAGACUCUCUCCUGUGGGAGAUGUUUAGCAGGAAAACCACCAAAGGGCUGGCGAGGGACACCAAGGGCCGUUUCUUCCUGGACCGGGAUGGUUUCCUGUUCCGGUAUAUUCUGGACUACAUGAGAGAUCAGCAGCUGGUGCUCCCAGACCACUUCCCAGAGCGGGGUCGCCUGCAGCGGGAGGCGGAGUUCUUCAACCUACCUGAGCUCAUAAAGAUCCUGGCGCCCAAACUCAGCAAGCAGAACUCGCUGGGCGACGAGGGGUGUCAGAGCGACCCGGAGGACUCCUCGCCGGGCAUCGACACCGGGCGCAACCUAGCCUCGCUGGGCACUGCCGCUGCCUGUGCCAGUCUGGUCCCCAGCGGAGACGGUAAACGCUCAGGAUUCAUCACCAUCGGUUAUCGCGGCUCCUAUACUUUGGGGCGUGACAGUCAGUCCGACGCCAAGUUCAGACGUGUUGCACGCAUUAUGGUCUGUGGCAAGACGUCGCUGGCUAAAGAGGUGUUUGGGGAGACGCUGAACGAGAGCCGGGACCCAGACCGACCCCCAGAGCGCUACACGUCACGCUACUACCUCAAAUUCACCUUCCUGGAGCAGGCCUUUGACAAGCUGGCGGACGCCGGGUUUCACAUGGUGGCUUGUAACUCCACGGGGACCUGCGCCUUCGCUCAUGAGCAGACGGACGACAAGAUCUGGACCAGCUACACUGAAUACGUGUUCUAUCGUGAGUGAGGCCAUCAUCAGCCCUGGUCCCCGGGCCCCCUAGUGCUCCCCA